This is a messenger RNA of Cooperia oncophora, 183 nucleotides long. The record is from the annotation of a GenBank genome assembly. NCBI's taxonomy places the organism in Eukaryota, Metazoa, Nematoda, Chromadorea, Rhabditida, Trichostrongylidae.
AUGAGAAAAGUGGUACACUCUGCUACUGCGGACGUGGCUAAUAAACAUGAGAUUGUUGCUCUCAAACGGCUGAAAAUUGAGAAAGAGCGAGAAGGGUUCCCUAUCACUGCUCUUAGGGAGAUCAACAUGCUUCUGAAGCCUGAGCAACAUGAAUAUUGUAAAUGUACAAGAGAUAUUGAUUAG